AGAGAGAGAGAGAGAGAGAGAAGGGGGAGAGGAUGUAUGCAAUACAGAGUGCGAUUCGAAGCAUCCAGACGGCCGUGAACUGUCCGCGGCUCACCAGAUUCUCUCUCCUCGCUCCUAAGACCGUAGAGGUGGAAUUUGCCAAUGGAAGUGCGUAUAAUUUGUCAGCUGAGUUUUUAAGAAUAUAUAGUCCAGCUGCUGACAGUAAGGUUAGGUUGGUUGGAGGUGAAAAGGUAAUUGGUCAAAUUAUUCAUUUCCUAUGUGCUUCAACUUCUAUGGAUUAUGAUGUCAAUGUGAAUGUCAAGUGAGAUGGAUGCCAAAGCCUUAAUUUACCGCCUUAAUUUACCGUUGAUGAUUUUUGCCUAGUCUUUUUGUAAGAGAUGGCAUACUUAAAUAGUUGAGAUCAUCCAGUAUCCUUCAAAAAUUUUGGAAUCUGGAGUCUCCAGUCUCACAUCUAGGCUUCAUGUGGUUGCGGGUUUCUUAUGCGUUGUGAAUAAGAUGCACGAGAAGGAAGAGAGAGAUUUUUAAUCUUCCAUUCAGUCUAAACUAUUAAUCACUAAUUUGGUUUAGAGGUUUGUACGCACUAAUUUACUCUUUUUAAUUUUUUGGCUGAUGAUUUAUCUAUUGCCAACUUCAGAAGAAUUUGGCUAUUGCUUGGAUAUAUCCAAUUGAUUACCAUGAUUAUUGCAUGGUCAUCAUCAAGUCCCUAACAGAAUGCCUGGCAUCCCUGAACAGGUGAUAUUUGGCAGGCGUCACAUUGGGAUCAUGUCUGCAGAGCCCGUAGGAAACUACGGGGUUACUCUUUGAUGACCUGCAUAAAACUGGGAUCUAUACCUGGGAUUAUUUCUAUCAUCUUGGGAGCAAUAAGUUCACCCUAAUGAGAGAUUACAUCAAAACUUUAAAAAGGCAUGGAUUGAGCCGGGAUCCGCCCAGAUGGAAGUGAUGUUGAUCAUUUCAAUCCUAUAACUCCAAGCCACGCGUCAACGGAUGUGGUUCAACUGGUGAGAAGUAAAGUGGGAUUAAAGUUUAUGGUGUUGGACAUUUUCUCCUAACAUGCCUGGUCCCAAAAUUUGUAGCAACACAGGAGUAUUUGCAUCGUAUCUAUGAACCGCUGAUUUACUUCCAUAGUAAAAGAUAUGCUUCAAUCCAAUAGACAAGUGGUGGUGAAGCAGCUGCUGAUUUGCUGUUUAUGUGUUGUUUUGGGGGUGGGGGAUCUUACUAUCAUUCUGUAAUUUCUAAUUAAAUGUUUCUGGUUCUUGAAAAUAACCAAUUUAUGUAGGUGGAAAACAAUUAAAUUAUAGGAAGAGGGCUUAGGAAGCAAUGCUCUGUAAAUAUCUAAUUGUUCUAUUUUUGAAUUAUUAAGAAUGUUGGUUUUCUCUGAUGAAAUUCUUUAAUGCAUUUUAUUUUUAAUCUCCUGCUGAACUCUAACGGGCAGAUUAAAGGGGUUCUGGGUGGAGGAUGAGGAGGGCGACGGCGGCAGUGGGGUGGGGAUUUU
Messenger RNA from Ilex paraguariensis (yerba mate), 1492 nucleotides. The record is from the annotation of a GenBank genome assembly. NCBI's taxonomy places the organism in Eukaryota, Viridiplantae, Streptophyta, Magnoliopsida, Aquifoliales, Aquifoliaceae.